Messenger RNA from Penicillium antarcticum, 2196 nucleotides. RefSeq names its product F-box domain protein. Gene Ontology annotation, cellular component: SCF ubiquitin ligase complex. Gene Ontology annotation, molecular function: protein binding. The transcript has a single exon. Lineage: Eukaryota; Fungi; Ascomycota; Eurotiomycetes; Eurotiales; Aspergillaceae. Gene Ontology annotation, biological process: SCF-dependent proteasomal ubiquitin-dependent protein catabolic process. The coding region runs from base 1 to 2196 and encodes 731 amino acids. The record is from RefSeq and is a predicted model, not a curated record.
AUGGCCGCUCAGCUAUCCGACGAGAUCAUGCCCGAGAGAAUCUCUUCGGCGAACCCGACAGCAUGCGGGCAGAUCCCAUUAGAACAAGCACCCAAGUUGAAGGGUCGCCAGAAGUUCCUGCAGAAUCUCCAGCGGAUGUCGUCCAGCCCGGCAUUGACAAGACGUGCGCGCUCGACAUCCACUUCUGGUCUCCGGCGAGAGCAUAAGGCUUCCCUAUCUUGUGUUUCGUUAUCUUCCACCGCAUACUCGCCCUGUCUGCCAAAUGGGAGUUCCUCACAGCUCUAUGGAGGUCUCAAUCCUCGCCCUGCUACACCCGGUUACUCGACUCCUGCUGAGUUCCCGGGCUCGAAUCUUCGUCCGCGUCUUGUUGAUACAGAUGGGCCCAGUAGCCCUUUACCCCGCACCGUACCUUUGCCCUCAGAUGUGAGGCCGGCCUCACGAGGUUCGCCGCGAACGGGUACACCGGUGGGGACUAGGAUGGAGGAGAUCGUUUUCCCGGAUCCAGAGGAGCCGGUGAAGACAUUCGAUUUCUGGGGUGAUAUGCCGCGGGAGCUCAAAAUGGAGGUCUUUCAGCAUUUGACACCGCAGGAGAUUGUUCGCUGCUCUGCUGUUUCCAAGGCUUGGAAUGAGAUGUGCUAUGAUGGGCAGCUAUGGUCUAAGGUUGAUACCACGGAGUACUAUUCCAAAAUUCCUAGUGAUGUUUUGGUGAAACUUAUCACUUCUGGUGGUCCGUUCGUUCGAGACCUCAAUCUGAGAGGUUGCAUUCAGAUGCGUGAUAAGUGGUCCUCUGACGGUGAGCGCAUAUCGGAUUUGUGCCGGAAUGUUGUCAACUUUUCGUUGGAGGGCUGCCGUAUCGACAAGCCGUCUAUCUACUCUUUCUUGCUCCGCAACCCUCGCUUGGAAAACAUCAAUGUUUCGGGAUUGUCGAGUAUUACAAACUCGGCUAUGAAAGUCAUUGCGCGGUCCUGUCCGCAACUUGAGACAUUGAAUGUCUCAUGGUGCAAUAACGUUGAUAGUUCUGGUCUUCUUCGGAUUGUCCAGUCUUGUGAGCGGUUGAAGGAUCUCAAAGCUAGCGAGAUCCGGGGCUUCAGCAACGAAAAGUUUACAUUGGCUCUGUUCGAGCGCAAUUCCUUGGAACGCUUGAUCAUGAGCCGCACCGACCUGACUGAUGAGAGUCUGAAGAUCCUGGUUCACGGCAAGAAUCCCAAUAUGGACCUCCUUACCGACCGCCCUGUUGUUCCUCCUCGACGAUUCCGCCACCUAGACCUGCAUCAAUGUGCUGAGGUAACUGAUGCUGGGUUGAAGAGUUUAGCUCACAAUGUUCCGGAUUUGGAGGGAUUGCAGGUUUCUCAAUGCUCUGAGUUGACUGACAGCUCGAUCAUCGACAUCAUCCAGACUACACCUAAGCUGUCCCAUCUGGAAAUGGAAGACUUGGAGAACUUGACCAACAGUGUCCUCGUGGAGCUCGCUAAAUCCUCAUGUGCCCAGCACCUAGAGCAUUUGAACAUCAGCUACUGCGAGAGCCUCAGUGAUACGGGCAUGCUGCAAGUCAUGAAGAGCUGUCCAAAGCUCCGAUCUGUCGAGAUGGACAACACCAGAGUCUCUGAUCUAACCCUAAUGGAAGCCAGCUUCCGCAUCCGCAAACGCGGAUACAGCGACGAUCUCCCGGAAGUCGGACUACGACUAGUGAUCUUCGACUGUGCAAACGUCACCUGGGCAGGCGUCAAAGAAGUGCUCUCCAGCAACGCCUAUACCCCCCGCGCGUCACGCAAACCCACAUCAACAGUUGUGACAGUGACACAGACAUCAGACGCAGGCUCUUCCCCCAUGACCAGCACAUUCGUUACCCCAAGCUCCACCCCUCCCCCUUCAUCAACAUCCCCCAACGAGAUCAUCCAACUCAAAUGCUUCUACGGAUGGCAGAUGACCGUCGAUGAACACACGAAGCGUGUCCUCCGUGGUGAUCUGACUGCUGCUUCCCGGCUGGACCGGAAGUGGGCUGAUUACAUGAUGGCCACGGAGGAAGCCGGCGCUGCUGGUGCCGGUGCUCGCCGACGUCGGCGCCGUGCUCGUGAGGCUGAACGCCUUUACAAUGCCGAUGAUGAUGAGAAUGAUUAUUACGGCGUUGGUGCUAUCACUGCUCUUGGUGGUAGACGUCGCCGAGCUCAAAGUGGUGGCGGUUGCACUGUUAUGUGA